CGUUGACUUCGGAGAGAGCGGCGAGGGGGGACGGCAGCUGCGGGAGGCGGUGGCUGCGACAUCAGUAGCGAUGACACGCGGCGGGAGGCCGGACUGAGGCGGGCAGGACGAGUCUCUGCGGCGCCGACGCUCGCGCCCUUCCUGGGGCCCAGCCCGGCUCCCCUGACUGGUGCGCCUACCUCCGACAUCAGCAGGGUCAGAAAAGGAAUCCCUUCAAGAUCAACAGGGAAGUGUCCUCAAUGCCAUGGAGCAUCAAAGCUCAGGAAAGGCCAAGCGACUGGCUACGUUGCUCUCAGGUCUGGUGGAAUGCAUGUGCUUUGCAGGUGUCAUUUUCGGAUGGGCAUCCCUGGUCUAUGUCCUCAAGGAUAUGCACUACUUCAAGGAUCUGUGUGUGCCAGUUGCCAAUCAGACAGCAAAUUCCUCAGUGGAUGGAGGUAUGGUCAGGGACGCAGAGUGGAGACUGCCGUGCCCAGGAUGAGCAGUUCUCCCUCAUCUUCACUAUUGGUUCCUUCAUGAACAACUUUAUGACCUUCCCGACAGGCUACAUCUUUGACCGCUUUGGCACUACAGUAGCCCGCCUGCUUGCCAUAUCCUUCUACACUACUGGCACCCUCCUUAUUGCAUUUUCCUCAGCUGCCACUGCUCUGAUCUUAUUCCCUGCACUGUCCUUGCUCUCUGUCGGUGGAAUCCUCCUUAUCCUCACUAACAUGCAGGUUGGGAAUCUGUUUGGAAAACAUCGGUCAACUAUUAUCACUCUCUAUAAUGGGGCUUUUGAUUCUUCCUCUGCUGUAUUUCUCAUUAUUAAGCUGCUGUAUGAACAAGGCCUUAAGCUGAAUACCAUGUUCCUCUUCAUCUCCGCCUGCAGUGUUUGGCACUUGGUCCGUACUUUCUUCCUGAUGCCCCGUCGCCAUAUUCCUUACCCACUUCCUCCAGGAUAUACAUAUGGACUGAGUUGCCACAGGAGGUCCCGUUCAUAUCGCACUUAUGAGGAACAGCGUUGCCCCAAGAGCCCAGAUGAGGAUGAAAUACAUAACUCAGAUAAACUGCAUGCUGACUCAGUGCUUGGAGAGGAACAUCUCACCACCAAAGUGAUUGCAGGAAAAGGAAAUCCUGGGGCUGCAUCAGAAAGCAAGAAGCCAGCCAUUAUUUCCUUCUGGAGCUGUGUCUUCUCCAAGCUAUUUUUCUGGCAUCUGGUGUGGCUGUCAGUGAUGCAGCUACGGCAUUAUCUUUUCAUCGGUACCCUUAAUCCCAUGCUGGAACAGUUGGCUGGUCAAGACUCUGAACUUGUGAGCAGCUACACCAAUGCCUUUGCCUUCACUCAGUUAUGUGGAGUCCUUUGUGCCCCCUGGAAUGGGCUUAUCCUUGAUCGUCACAAACGUGGACAGAAAAAGGAGGGGAAUUCUCAUGGAAUACCAGACUCCCUUGCAGACCUGCGUUCCUGUGUGCUCUCGCUGGCCAUCACGGUUCUGCAGUGCAUGGCAUUUUCCAUUUGUGCCUCCAUUCCAGUACUGCCUGUGCAGUAUGCUACCUUCAUUCUGCAGGUUCUGAGCCGCUCCUUCCUCUAUGGAGGCAAUGCUGCAUUUUUAGCUGUCGCCUUUCCUCUGGAACAUUUUGGGAAGCUUUAUGGUCUUGUGAUGGGACUCUCGGCUGUGGUGGCUCUUCUGCAAUACCCCUCCUUCACUCUCAUCAGAGGCCCUCUGAAGGGAGAUCCCUUUUAUGUGAAUAUUGGCUUCAUAGCCUUAAUGCUUCUGGCUUUGGUCAGCCCUUUGGUGGUGUAUUGGGAGUGCAAGAGACGGCAGAAGCAACAGGCUACACUGCACAAUUCAGACACUCCAGCCUUGACUGCAGGGAAGUCAAGCCUGGAAUCUUCCAUCUGAGCUCUUCAGCACACAGACUUUGGGAAAUGCUUCUAACAAAAGAGAACUGUGAGAAGACCUGAAAGGGAAUGGAAGAGCCAGGUGGGAGAGCACACCUCUUUUCAAGCCAGGCCACAAUAGACCUAAAAGAUGCUUAAGCACACAACUCCCUGUUGGAAUACAGCUGCAGUGUUCAAAAACAGAAUUUUCUAUUACUCCCUCUUAAUAUUGCAUUAUUUUUCUAGAAUUUAAUUCAUAUUAUAUUCCCCCAGUGUGGGCUUUGAGACGUUUUUUCAUUACCUUAAUUUCAUACUUUUAUAGAGCUGUUUUUUGGACUGUAUAAAAAUAGCAGAGGUAAAGCUAGUUCAUAUUUUCUGAUUAGAAUUUUUAAUGGGUCAGAAAAAGUGACUUGAAAUGGUCUUAAUAUUUUCAUCUCAUAACAUUUUUCAAUUACUUGAGGAAAAACAUCUUACAAUUAGAGGUGGGCAUGGACCAGAAAAACACCAUGGACCAUCAGCCUGUAGUCCGUCAUGUUUCACAGACUACGAACUUUUCACAGACCCGCCCCAUUCACAGACUGGUUCGUCAGUCUGUGGUCCAUCACUUCUGGGGGCCCUAGGACCACCCCCUUCACAGUCAGAGAUGCCACACUCUCAGGGAGGCUUCAGCAGGCUCUCCUCCAGCCACCCUCCAAUUUGGCCAAGAUUUCGUUUCGGAGGUCCAAAGCGGCCACCCCCAGGAAACUUCCAGUAGAUAUUAGGAGUUGCAAAUGCCAAUUGACUUGCAUUGGCUAACAGCACCAAAAAGUUGCAAUGAAGCAAAAUCAGACAGAAAAGGGUGGGGGAAGAACCCUCUCACUCACCACACAGACACCUUUUCAGCCAUUGCCUAGGGAAUUAAUUCUUGCUCCUUCCUCACAUAAAGAAUGGGAACUCUCUGGUUGGCAGCCAGAGCUGCCUAUCAAGGUUUUGAGGGCUAGGAUUAGUGUGUUCCAAGGGCUGCAGAAGGUCUGCGAACAUCCAUUCCAUUGCCUAGGGAAUUGAUAGAUUGGUGCCAGGAUGUCUGGACUCAGACCAUGGACCGACGGACCGGCCCAAAUGGACCAAAGUUUCUGAAAAACAUGAGUCCCACAAACUGUGUGUUUGCGAACCACGAACCGGGCUAGGCUAUGUCAAAUUUAGGUUCGUUUUGUGGACCGUGCUCACCUCUUGUUAUUAUUGUUCUUGGUUUUUUAAAAUGUGUGUUAAUUUUGGUUUCCAAAAUCCAAAGUGUAUACUAGAGCUUGAAGAGAAAGUCUUUGGAGUAAUAAAAACAAUAUUUUGUGAUAACUUUUUUUAAAAAAAAAUC
Molecule: messenger RNA, 3203 nt
Organism: Eublepharis macularius
Lineage: Eukaryota; Metazoa; Chordata; Lepidosauria; Squamata; Eublepharidae
Gene: SLC43A3
Product: solute carrier family 43 member 3
Exons: 13
Coding region: 240-1877 (545 amino acids)
Biological process (GO): transmembrane transport
Molecular function (GO): transmembrane transporter activity
Source: RefSeq, a predicted model, not a curated record